Molecule: messenger RNA, 1113 nt
Organism: Iphiclides podalirius (scarce swallowtail)
Lineage: Eukaryota; Metazoa; Arthropoda; Insecta; Lepidoptera; Papilionidae
Source: the annotation of a GenBank genome assembly
AUGAUGGGGGGCUAUUUACGCAAAGUGGAGUGUAGUCAAAAUGGAUUGGUGUGGGGAAUAUCUCAUGACCACAGAGUAUGGGUAUAUACAGGUGGCUGGGGUGGGGGUAUUUUAAAAGGAAUAGGAGGCAAUGAAGGAAUCCAUGCAAUGACUGACACACAAACUUAUUGUGUUUACGAAAAUCAGAGAUGGAACCCAUUAUCUGGAUAUACUUCAACUGGGCUUCCUACUGACCGAUACAUGUGGAGUGAUAUAACUGGGAGGCUAAAAAGGACUAGAGAACAUACCAAAUUAUUAAAUCGUCAUUGGCAUUGGAUAUCCGAAUGGAUGAUAGACUACAACACCCCUGGCGGCGUAGAUAAUGAAGGGUGGCAAUAUGCCACUGAUUUCCCGGCCCCAUACCAUGGGAAAAAAAUAUUCACCGAUUGUGUCCGACGGCGUAGGUGGUAUAGAAAGGCACAAAUAAAUACAGAAGGACCGUGGAUACGCGCUGGGAAUACUGGUUUACUUGAUAUAUCUAUAUGGGCUAACGAGGCUUAUAUUUCUGUAUGGGCGGUCACCAUAGGCGGUGACGCAAUAUACAGAACUGGCGUUACACAAGCUACUCCAGGGGGUGUCCAUUGGGAGCACGUGAAUAGUCCACAAGCACUCCUCGCCAUAAGCACCUGCAGCGACGUGGUUUGGGCGGUGGGACGCAAAGGGGAGUUGUAUUACAGGGAAGGCGUGACCCAUGACAAUCCAGCCGGUACCAGUUGGAAGCUGAUUGAGGCACCAAAAUGCGGCUUCGCUUACGGCCAGAAGGCCACCGUCGGCGCCAAAGCAGUCUCCUUGACACAGUCCGUGGCUUGGGUACUACUCACAAAUGGCGCAAUCGCCGCGAGAACUGGCAUCACUAAAGAACGACAAGACGGCGCGCAGUGGAAAUAUUUAUCAGAUUGUGACACACCGUUCAAACAUAUUUCAAGUUACGGAAGAGAAGUGUGGGCCGUGCGGUCGGACGGUGCUUUACAACGGCGUCUCGGCGUUACGGCUGAUACCGCAACAGGCACAACUUGGCAGUUAGUGCUUCCCGGGAAUUUUGUCCACGUGUCGGCUAGAGGAGGUUGCUUGGUA